Messenger RNA from Polyodon spathula (Mississippi paddlefish), 2300 nucleotides. It is a transcript of the gene nudcd3, whose product is annotated as NudC domain containing 3. The coding region runs from base 648 to 1763 and encodes 371 amino acids. The transcript has 6 exons. The record is from RefSeq and is a predicted model, not a curated record. Gene Ontology annotation, cellular component: cytoplasm. Lineage: Eukaryota; Metazoa; Chordata; Actinopteri; Acipenseriformes; Polyodontidae. Gene Ontology annotation, biological process: protein folding.
UAUUCACUGCAUGGUAAAUGGUUUCAGAUAUCUGUAAUUAUUAUUAUUAUUAUUAUUAUUAUUAUUAUUAUUAUUAUUAUUACUGGGCCGUGUGUAACCUGUAAAUCGUCCCGUCUCUGACAGAGCGAGCAAAAUGUCAAUGACACUUACAAAUAUAUAAAUAUAUUUUGGCUAAAUUGUAAAUGUUGAAAAAAAAACACAAACCCCACACGACCGCCAAACACCGGAAACAGGUGAAAAUGAGUAUCACUGAAAACCGUUCGCAAAACAAGCUUGUUAAAGAGACGGACCCGGCACCUGGAUCUACUUCUUAGUUGUUUCUGCACGGACAUUUUACAGUGAAGUACAAAAGAAAAGAAAAGAAAGGAAAAGAAACGAAACAAGCCAGCCAGCCUGGAGUUUGCGAGCCCCGCAAUAAACAGCCGCUUCUGUGAUAUACACCGGGCUGUAAGCAGCCGCUUCUGUGAUAUACACCGGGCUGUAAGCAGCCGCUUCUGUGAUAUACACCGGGCUGUAAGCAGCCGCUUCUGUGAUAUACACCGGGCUGUAAGCAGCCGCUUCUGUGAUAUACACCGGGCUGUAAGCAGCCGCUUCUGUGAUAUACACCGGGCUGUAAACCGCUUCCUCUGCGCCGGGGCUUUGCUUGCAUGUCUUCGCAGGCGGCGAUGACGGAUCUGUACGACCAGGCGCUGCUGGGGAUCCUGCAGCACGUCGGGGACAUCCAGAAUUUCCUGCAGGUUUAUUUCGGGUUUCUCUACCGAAAAACCGACUUUUACCGACUGCUGACCAGUCCCGCCGACAAGAUGGGCUUCCCUCCGGGCAUAGCCGAGAAAAUGGUUCUGAAGACCUUCAAGGCGUUCGAGAGGGUGGCGCUGCAGGACCACGAGAGGAGUGUGCGGGAGGCGGAGGAGAGGCUGAGGAAACAGCAGCAGGAGGAGGAGGAGAGGAGAUCAGCUCCCCCUGUUGUGGGGGAGGAAGAGGUGGAAGUGGAGUCCACAGCAGAGGAGGUGCCAGCGACUGAACUGGAGCAGGAGAAACCAGUACAGGCAGAGCCCCAGUCCCACUCCCAGCCAGGAGAGCCGCUCGACCCUGCAGCCAGUGCCAGCGGCGGUCUUGACACCUCUGGGACACAAGGGGGCGCUGUCUCUGCCGAGCCACUCAUGCCAGACGCAGCCAAUCCAGAACAGGCUCAGGAGCUGUUCCAGGCAAACCCAGACAGCUACAAUGGAGCAGUGCGGGAGAACUACACCUGGUCCCAGGAUUACACUGACCUGGAGAUCAGGGUGCCCGUCCCCAAGGGCGUGGUCAAGGGGCGGCAGGUGUCGGUGGAUAUCCAGAGUGGCUCCCUGCGCGUGGCGGUGCUGGAGGGAGGCGGCGAGAGAGUGCUGAUGGAAGGGAGACUCACUCACAGGAUCAACACAGAGAACUCCCUGUGGAGCCUAGCCCCCGGGGAGUGCGUCCUGGUGAGUCUCAGUAAGGUGGGAGAGUGCUGGUGGCAGGCUGUGCUAGAGGGCGAGGAGGCGAUCGAUGUCAACAAGAUCAACCGUGAACGAAGCAUGGCCACCGUGGACGAGGAGGAGCACGCCGUGCUGGACCGGCUCACCUUCGACUACCAGCGCAAGCUGCAGGGCAAGCCACAGAGCCACGAGCUGAAAGUCCACGAGAUGCUGAAGAAAGGCUGGGAGGCCGAGGGCUCCCCUUUCAAGGGGCAGCAGUUUGACCCCUCCAUGUUCGACAUCCCGCAGGGGGCUGUGCAGUUCUGAUCCCGACCAGCGGGGGGGGGGGGGGGGGGGGGUGUAAGGGAGGUGGGUUUAGUUUCUGCUAUUUUUACAUAGUGAAUAGACGCACGUGGACUGGUUGCCAGGCGGAGCCCUGCUCACAGAGCUGUGAGGUUGUUGUUUUUUUUCAGUCAGUAUAUCUGUGUCAUUGAGAGACUGAAAAAGUGAAUCAAACCAGAUCCUUUUAUCACAGCGCUUUGCAAUUCCACUGCAGUGCUUUUUACAUUGCUUUGCAAAUCGGGGGAUAGCAGUGUGAUCCAGUCCUGGUUUCACUGGGAGUUUAAUAAUUUGACACACCUGAGCUUGUUAGUGAGACACACUGGGGCUGAUCAAGCUGGUAGUAAAACCUGGACUGGAUUACGCCGCUGUGCAAGAGGAGUCGUCUUUCUACGCCUAAUUCCAUCCUGGUUUAAUUUAUUGCUUCUUUGGUUUUCAUUUUAUUUUGUUUUCUGAUCUUCUUGCCUAAUAAUGUAAAGAGCCACAACACUGUAAAAAAAUAAUAAAAUAAAAUAAAGGCAUGUU